This is a messenger RNA of Gossypium raimondii (Peruvian cotton), 2105 nucleotides long. Its product is annotated as LEAF RUST 10 DISEASE-RESISTANCE LOCUS RECEPTOR-LIKE PROTEIN KINASE-like 2.2. The record is from RefSeq and is a predicted model, not a curated record. Gene Ontology annotation, molecular function: protein kinase activity; polysaccharide binding; ATP binding. Lineage: Eukaryota; Viridiplantae; Streptophyta; Magnoliopsida; Malvales; Malvaceae. The transcript is spliced from 3 exons. Gene Ontology annotation, biological process: protein phosphorylation. The coding region runs from base 49 to 2094 and encodes 681 amino acids.
CUUCAAAAUAAAAACUUGCAUUGUGUUGGUUGUCGGUCAUAGUCUUUUAUGUUGCUCCCCACUCCACAUGGUGCCAUAUCUCAUCUUGAGAUAUUCUCCACAUAUAUCCCUGAUUUAGUUAGAAGCUUCAUUGUUGCUCUUCUUCUCUACCAAAUUAUUAGCAUGUCAUAUUUAAAAGCAAAACUCCCAUUGUUUGCUCACCUAAUGCCCACUUUUGCUUUAUUUCUUAUUCUACUCCCUGGUGCUUCUCUCGCUAGGCAUCUUUUUAACCAGGACUGCGGCUCUACUUUCUGUGGGAAUUUGAAUAUCAGUUACCCAUUUCGAUUAAAAAACCAACCUCCUCAGUGUGGCUGUUAUGACCUGGAACUUGCGUGUGAGAAUAACAACCGCACCACUUUGGUUUUGAGGGAAGGGAAAUUCUUUGUCCAAAAUAUUUUUUACGAAAAUAAAACAAUCCAAGUGAUGGAUUCAAAUCUGGACAAGAAUGAUUGCAACUCCCUUCCUCUUAGUUCCAUAUAUUUCAAGUAUUUAGAUGGACAAUUGUAUUCCAUUUUUUCUUCUCCUCAUUAUUAUUCUCAUUCUCAUCAUUAUUAUACUUCUUAUUAUUAUUAUAGUAGAGAGUCAGAGGCUAGCAUUAUGUAUGUUGUGAAUUGCUGGAAACCUAUAAAAUCAUCUCAAUAUAUUGAUGCCUCUCGUUGUAUCACCAAAUCCAAUAUCUCUUUUCCUCCAACUUUCUUUUAUUUUUUAGACAGAAAUACAGUGCGGAAUCUCAAUCAAGCUUGCACUUUGGAAGCGGAAGUUCCAAUUAUGGUUAAGAGUAUAUCAGGCAUGUCUACAUUAGCUAUCUACAAUAAGCUAUCUCAGGGAUUUUACCUUUCAUGGUAUGAGAACCCAUACUUGGAACUUUCUGGAUUGCGAUAUGUGAUGUUUUGCUUUGGACUCUGUCUUAACGAAAUUGGUGUUUCCAUCAUACUGAGGCUCUUCUUUGGGAUACCUUGUUUGCUUGUACUUGUAAUCUAUAAAUGGAGAAGAAGACAUUUAUCUAUGGAUGAUAAGAUUGAAGAGUUCCUUCAAAGCCACAAUCUAGCUCCAAUUAGAUACUCUUUCAAAGAAGUUAAAAAAAUGACUAAAAAUUUUAAAGAUAAAUUAGGUGAAGGGGGUUAUGGUUCGGUGUUUAAAGGAAAGCUUCGUAGUGGACAUCAUGUGGCAAUAAAAUUGUUGUGCACAUCAAAGGGAAAAGGCCAAGAUUUCAUAAAUGAAGUUGCUUCUAUUGGAAGAAUUCAUCAUGCUAAUGUGACCAAACUUAUUGGAUUUUGUGUGGAGGGAUCAAAACAAGCUCUUGUGUAUGAUUUCAUGUCAAAUGGAUCGUUAGAUAAAAUCAUAUUUUCUGAAGAAAAAAGGAACACUUUAGGUUGGAAAAAACUAUUUGAUAUUGUGCUUGGGGUUGCUCAAGGAAUCGACUACUUGCAUCAAGGAUGUGACAUGCAAAUUUUACAUUUUGAUAUCAAGCCACACAACAUUCUUUUGGACGAGAACUUUAACCCAAAAGUUUCAGAUUUUGGUCUUGCUAAGUUGUACUCAGUAGAUGAUAACAUUGUCUCUCUCACUGCAGCACGAGGAACAAUAGGGUAUAUUGCUCCUGAAUUGGUUUACAAAAAUCUUGGAGGCAUUUCAUAUAAAGCUGAUGUUUAUAGUUUUGGAAUGUUGGUGCUAGAAAUGGUAGGAAGGAGAAAGAAUUUGAAUGCAUUUGCCAACCACACUAGCCAAAUAUAUUUUCCAUCUUGGAUUUAUGACCGGUUAGAUCAAGGAGAGGACAUGGAGUUGGGAGAUAUUUCUGAUGAUGAAAAAGUAAUGAUAAGGAAGAUGAUAAUAACAGCCUUUUGGUGUAUACAAUUAUUGCCUUCUGAUCGUCCUUCGAUGAAUAAAGUGUUGAAAAUGCUUGAAUCUAACGUUGAACUCUUUGAGAUGCCUCCAAAGCCAUUUCAUCAAGUUCCUCUUGAAACAUCAACUGAGGUUGAUAAUUGUGAGAACUCUAAUGAUGAGGAAAGUAGGUCAUUGGAUGUUGUUACUAUAACCAGUUUUAAUGUCGUUUAAUAUUGGAAACA